Fusarium verticillioides 7600 is the source of this 1416-nucleotide messenger RNA. RefSeq lists its product as hypothetical. Gene Ontology annotation, biological process: lipid metabolic process. The transcript is spliced from 2 exons. The record is from RefSeq and is a predicted model, not a curated record. NCBI's taxonomy places the organism in Eukaryota, Fungi, Ascomycota, Sordariomycetes, Hypocreales, Nectriaceae. The coding region runs from base 1 to 1416 and encodes 471 amino acids. Gene Ontology annotation, molecular function: phosphoric diester hydrolase activity.
AUGAGUUCCGUUAAAGAGAAACUCCGAAGUUCUAUCAAUGAAGUUGAAGGUAUCAGACCAAAUGAUCUAAGAUGUUCAUUCGCCGCAGUUUCCAAGCAAGGGCGGAACCUGCCGUGGAAUGUGGACUUGAUACUAAGAUUUUCUGGUAUUGUCGACAUCCGUCCUGUUCAGUAUUUCAAAACGACUUUCGAUCAUGAUAUACAGGACCUGACAGCUCAGAUGAGCUUUACCAUUGAUACGACCGGCUCGGAAAAGGUGAAACAGGUUCCUAAAAUACAUGUGCAUCGAAUCCAACUGUCCUGUGGGAAGGUUGGCGGAUUGUUUAAGGGCCGUCUGGCAUCCGAGCUCGACAUACUGGGUCGGAAUAGCACCAAAAACAAGGCAAUGUUGGAAGACAUUAACGCAAAGCUGAACGACUCACUGUUGAAAAUGGGCGACCUAGCCAAACUGGAAGCCAUGGAACCAUAUAAUCUCUCGACUAUUCCUCAGAGCCCCCCAAGUGAAGGUAAUCAUGCGGAAUGGAUGUCAAUUCCGGAAAUUCAAUCAAAGCCUCUUGGGCAACUCAAAAUCCCCGGAACCCACAAUAGUGCAGCAUAUAACGCCCUCCACUCAUGGCUUGAUGACACCGAAAACAUAUAUAUUGGCCAGCAGGCGUACGAUGACCUAAUCGACCAUAUCACCCUUUUGAGUCAGGCUCAUGACAUAUCUAAAACCCUCAAAAGACAGCUUGAAGAUGGUAUACGCUUCCUUGAUCUACGUAUCUACCGAGAGGAUGAUGGUGAAUACUACAAUCAGCAUUUCCUCCGUGGACCAAAACUGGAUGAGCUCCUCGAUCAGAUUGGGCAAUUUCUCGAGAAGCAUAGUUCCUCUGCGGAAUUUAUCAUUGUGGAGCUCGCACAAUGCUACUCCCUUCGGGAACAUGUCACCGAAGUAGCCAACAAGGUCAACAGCAGACUCGCGCGUUGGCUCUACAUGCCAUCAGACGCAAAGACUCACCUAGGGAGAUAUGAUUUCCAAACUCUCCACGACAAACCCCUAUCAUCCAUCACAAAAGGAAAGCCGAAGGUUCUCUUCGUUAGCAGGGAGGGGGCGUGCACAUUUCCUCAUUCUGUACUUAACGUGGUUGAUGAUAGUCUUGAGAAACCUGGAAACGGCAGCCCUCUCCUUCCUAAAUGGUUUACGAAGGUGCCCUCAAAUGGAGAAGAGGUUGCCCAUAUUCUCCUGAACACAUUCGAUCCAGAUGCUCGCAUCAAGAACUUGCGACACAGAGCAUACGAGCGCAACGCCGAAGUUAGCCAAGUCCUUGGUCAGAAGGACACCCCUUGGCGGUAUAUGAUGGACUGGUAUACUGAUUGCAAGGGCGUGGAGAAGUCCGAGGACCUUCCAGUCGAGCGUAUCAUCCAGGCGAACAAGUGA